Temnothorax curvispinosus is the source of this 1061-nucleotide messenger RNA. RefSeq lists its product as uncharacterized. The transcript is spliced from 6 exons. NCBI's taxonomy places the organism in Eukaryota, Metazoa, Arthropoda, Insecta, Hymenoptera, Formicidae. Gene Ontology annotation, cellular component: extracellular region. Gene Ontology annotation, biological process: regulation of Toll signaling pathway; innate immune response; central nervous system formation. The record is from RefSeq and is a predicted model, not a curated record. Bases 220 to 927 code for a protein of 235 amino acids. Gene Ontology annotation, molecular function: growth factor activity; Toll binding.
AAACUGACAUCAGUCUGCGGUCCGGUCGGAAGUCGUCAUGUACCUAAAUCGGUUUAAGUAGUCCACGAAGAGCUGCUUAAAGCUCACAAGCUGCGCAGUCACCGUGUGCUUCGGUAGCAUUGACACUUUGCACAGUUAUUCUCAGCUCGCUUUACAUCGCGUAUAUCGCGUAUAUUACAUCGCGCAAGUGAUUGAAGAGAAGAGAAGUUUUUCUUAAUAAUGGGAAAAUUUGCUGUAGUGCUUCUGACGCAGGCCCUCCUCAUCUUACCGAUUAUUCUGGGGAGUCGUUUUCACAGUUAUGAGUCUUACAAACAGUAUUACAAUAAUCACGUUAAUGGCGGAUUGAAACCAACGACCGCUUCGUACGAAAUGCCCAAGGAAUCGUAUUACAACCCUAAUAAAGUGGAUACAUCUGUAAAUAACGGUAUACAUGCGAGCAUGGAUCGUUUUGGAUUUUCGGACGUAUCGCAAAUGAGAAACGGCAACGAUAAUUACGCAGGAGUGACACACUGCGAUCGAAGGAGACAAACUUAUUGCGAGGACGUCCCGAAUUAUCCUCAGGAAUUUGUGAACCAGAUGCUCGCCGCGAAUUCCAGCCUGCUAUAUUACGCGUCUGAGGACUUUAAGGAGAGCAACCUUACGCCGAAAAUAGACGACCAAGAGACUCCACUUUGUCUGUCUAUGGAGAAAUUGAUUUAUCCAAAAAAAGCCGUAAACAGGAAUAACGUGUGGCUGUACAUCCUCCAGUCGGAGGAGCCGAAGUUCUCUCAAGGUUUACGAAUCGAAGCUUGCUCAGAGGAGAACGCUAAGUGCCAGGUAAUCGACGUACCCGGUGAGGGAUACGUCGCGAUGUGCAAGCAGAAACACAUUUACCGCGAUCUCACUGCCAUUUCCAAAACUGGCGAGAUUAUCCGUGAUUACUUCUGACUUCUCGCGAGUUGUUGCUGUCACGUUGAGUACAGAGCCGGUGAGGAGAGUGCGAGAGAAAGAUGAUUCUCAGAAGAUAUCUCUCCUCGGUUUAUGCGAAAGACAUACGUAUAAGUAUAUUUAAAAAAAUAACU